CGCCCGAGCAGCCCACGGGCUGGGUCCCCGCGGCCCGAGCCGCCCCGGCCGAGAUGACUUCCAAGGAGGACGGCAAGGCGGCGCCGGGGGAGGAGCGGCGGCGCAGCCCUCUGGACCACCUGCCGCCGCCCGCCAACUCCAACAAGCCGCUGACGCCGUUCAGCAUCGAGGACAUCCUCAACAAGCCGUCUGUGCGGCGAAGUUACUCGCUGUGCGGGGCGGCGCACCUGCUGGCCGCCGCGGACAAGCACGCGCCGGGCGGCUUGCCCCUGGCGGGCCGCGCGCUGCUCUCGCAGACCUCGCCGCUGUGCGCACUAGAAGAGCUAGCCAGCAAGACCUUUAAGGGACUGGAGGUCAGCGUCCUGCAGGCAGCCGAAGGUCGCGAUGGGAUGACCAUCUUUGGGCAGCGACAGACCCCCAAGAAGCGACGGAAGUCGCGCACGGCCUUCACCAACCACCAGAUCUACGAGUUGGAAAAGCGCUUCCUCUACCAGAAGUACCUGUCCCCCGCCGACCGAGACCAAAUCGCACAGCAGUUGGGCCUCACCAACGCGCAGGUCAUCACCUGGUUCCAGAAUCGGCGUGCCAAGCUCAAGCGGGACCUGGAGGAGAUGAAGGCCGACGUGGAGUCCGCCAAGAAACUGGGCCCCAGCGGACAGAUGGACAUCGUGGCGCUGGCGGAACUCGAGCAGAACUCGGAGGCCGCGGGCGGCGGCGGCGGAGGCUGUGGCAGGGCCAAGUCAAGGCCCGGCUCUCCCGCGCUCCCCACAGGCGUCCCGCAGGCCCCGGGCGCCGGCCCCAUGCAGCUCUCUCCCGCCUCCCCACUCACGGACCAGCCGGCCAGCAGCCAGGACUGCUCGGAAGACGAGGAAGACGAAGAGAUCGACGUGGACGACUGAGCAGCGCCCAGGAUCUUGCGCCGCCCCGGGCCCCUAGCGCCCGCGCGCCUGCCGCCUCCCGGUCCGGCCCGCCGAGGGGAGCUGGGACCCCCUCUGCAACUCCCGCCUCCUCCCUCGUCCCCGGCCCGGACUGGCUCCCGGCAGUCGUCUCUUCCCUCUCGAAGCAAUAAACCUCGGGCUGGCCGGCCGGGCCGGCCGCCUGCGCGCGGCCUCAGGCGCCCCGGGAGCCCUCGCCGUGCAAUUCUGUAUGGCUUCUGUAUAGAUAUUUAAGCCUAGAGGCCGGGUUGCUCCCA
Orycteropus afer afer is the source of this 1192-nucleotide messenger RNA. It is a transcript of the gene LBX1, whose product is annotated as ladybird homeobox 1. NCBI's taxonomy places the organism in Eukaryota, Metazoa, Chordata, Mammalia, Tubulidentata, Orycteropodidae. Gene Ontology annotation, biological process: regulation of DNA-templated transcription. The record is from RefSeq and is a predicted model, not a curated record. Gene Ontology annotation, molecular function: DNA binding; DNA-binding transcription factor activity, RNA polymerase II-specific.